CAAAGUAGCAAUCAACUCCCUCAAUUGUAAUAGGAUCUAUUUUUAAUAAAUCUUCUCUCAAAAAGAAGAAAAUUAUCUAAAAGCAAAGAGAUGGACAAAAUAUUGUGCGUGAUUGUCUUUGGUGCUUUAGCCGUCGCAAAUUUGGUGCAAGACAUAACAGCCCAAACGGUGCAUGUGGUUGGGGACAACAUAGGUUGGACCAUACCGAACAAUGGAGCUGUAGCUUACACGAAUUGGGCUGCUGGAAAAACCUUCAGUGUUGGCGACACUCUAGUUUUCAAUUUUGGGACCAACCAACAUGACGUGCUGCAAGUACAAAAAACUUCGUUUGAUGAGUGCAAUUCCCAAAAUGCCAUUGGCGAUCCCAUAAUGGCGGGACCAGCAAAUGUAACUCUUGACUCUGCUGGUGAUCACUACUAUAUUUGCACUUUUGGAAGGCAUUGCCAAAAUGGCCAAAAAUUAGCUAUUACAGUUUCUAGCACCAGUACUCCUGGAGCCAACCCACCUACCCCAAGCAAGCCGACCACUCCAGACAUUCCUUCACCAUCCUCUUCCACUCAACCGGAAGCUUGUGCACCUACACCAGCUGCUGCUGGAUCUUCAGGCUCCACUCCUGGUGGUGGUGCUAAUCCUCCUCGUUCAAGCUCCGCUCCGGGUGGUGGUGCUCCUCCUCCUAGUUCAUCCUCAUCGGCCGUGCUGGCCAGUUUUCUUCUCGGUCUAUCCUCGGUUGUCUUGGCCACUUUUCUUUAAGUUGAACAAGUUGAGGAGAUUGUUGAGCUUCCCAUUUAUUGCACUGGAGUUUAUACUACUAUAAAACCAUGUGAUGGAUCUAUUUUUAUUUUUCUGUUUGCCCGUUUGUACUAGAUUUAGUUUUGUUACAUUCACUGAUUGUCUUAGUGAUAUUUUGUGAGUUCAGUAAAAUUAUA
Messenger RNA from Nicotiana tabacum (common tobacco), 926 nucleotides. Its product is annotated as basic blue protein-like. Gene Ontology annotation, cellular component: plasma membrane. The record is from RefSeq and is a predicted model, not a curated record. Gene Ontology annotation, molecular function: electron transfer activity. Lineage: Eukaryota; Viridiplantae; Streptophyta; Magnoliopsida; Solanales; Solanaceae.